Molecule: messenger RNA, 462 nt
Organism: Podarcis lilfordi (Lilford's wall lizard)
Lineage: Eukaryota; Metazoa; Chordata; Lepidosauria; Squamata; Lacertidae
Source: the annotation of a GenBank genome assembly
GGAGGAGGUUGAAGGAUGGGGACGCUGCGGGAUUUACAAUAUGCCUUGCAAGAGAAGAUCGAGGAGCUGAGGCAACGGGAUGCGCUCAUCGACGAGCUGGAGCUGGAGCUGGACCAGAAGGACGAGCUGAUCCAGAAGCUGCAGAACGAACUGGACAAGUACCGCUCGGUUAUCCGGCCCGCCACCCAACAGGCGCACCAGCAAAGCUCCACCACCUUGCAUGGCGAGCAGAGGACCAAGAGGCAGGCCAUUUCAGCCGAGCCCACCGCUUUUGACAUCCAGGACCUCAGCCAUGUCACCCUGCCUUUCUACCCCAAGAGCCCACAGUAAGCCAGGGGUUAAGCGUUGUGUCCGUGUGGCGUCCCUGUGAUGUGGUCUCGGUCUCUCUCUUUCUCUCUCUCCCCCCGUGUAUCUGUCUCUGUCGCCCGCACUGCCCAUUCACUCGCCUUGUGGAUCCCUGUG